AUGACUGUCACAACGGCAACCUCACUUUCUCGUACCGAGAUCCUCACCCUCUCACUCAUCUCGGGCGCAUCGUGUGCCGUCCUCGCAAACACACUUCACGGCGAUGGCGAACCUCUCAUUGCAUCUCUGGCUCUGUCCUUCCUCGGCUUCUCGCUCUGCUUCGCCAUGAUCCGCUGGCUAGGACCUACCUUUAUGCGCGCCGGUUUCCGUGGUCGCGAUUUGAGCAAGGUGCAGCGCAAUGAAAUUCCAGAAUGCAUGGGCGCUGUAUGCGCGGCUGUCUACCUACUCAGCCUCAUCGUCUUUAUCCCUUUCCCUUUCUACAAGGACAUUGUUGCGGCCACUAGUGGUGGUGGAAAUCGCGAUGUCGUGGUUGAGCUUGAGAAAGUCAACCAGGGGCGUUUCUUGCACAAGUUCCCCCAUAACAAGCUCGCGUCGUUUCUGAGCGCCAUCAUCUCUCUCCAAACUAUUGCCUUUUUGGGUAUUGGCGAUGAUCUAUUUGACAUCCGUUGGCGACACAAGUGGUGGAUUCCUGGUAUUGCCUCGAUCCCUCUUCUGGUCGUCUACUUUGUCGACUUUGACGUCACAUCCAUUGUUCUGCCUCUUCAACUCCAGCCUUAUCUGGGCGAGCUAUUCGACCUUGGUGCACUCUACUACGUCUACAUGGCUUGUGUUGCCAUGUUCUGUCCCCAGAGCAUCAACAUGCUUGCUGGCAUCAACGGUAUUGAAGUUUCUCAGUGCGUCAUUGUCGCUCUCCUUCUCGCCUUCAACGAUUGCUUGUACCUCUUCACGCCCUACCCGCACCCUGCGACUGACUCUCACCUGUUCUCGCUCUACUUUCUUCUGCCAUGGAUCGGCGUCUCAUGCGCCUUGCUUUACCAUAACUGGUACCCGGCCAAGGUCUUUGUAGGCGAUACAUACUGCUACUUCUCUGGUAUGGUUUUUGCCGUAGUCGGUAUUCUUGGCCACUUUUCCAAGACGCUUGGGCUACUCCUCGUUCCACAAAUCUUCAACUUCCUUUACUCAACCCCUCAGAUCUUCGGCCUGAUCCCUUGUCCACGCCACCGACUUCCCCAUUUCAAUGCCCGAAGCGGUCUUCUUGAGCCCUCAAUGACGCCCUGGUCUGCUGAGAAGCAGCCGCGUCCCCUGGUCGCGCGGGGUCUGCUUCUCCUCAGCCAGCUGCGACUACUGAAGGUGACUGUUAACGACAAGGGCCAGUUUGUCGAGACGAGCAACUUCACUAUCCUCAAUCUCUGGCUUGUUUGGCGUGGGCCACUCCGCGAGGAUCGGUUGGCUCUCGAAAUGACUCUCUUCCAAUUUGCCGUUGGGCUUUUUGGGCUGUUUGUGAGACAUCGGUUGGCACUGUUGGUCUUUAAGGAAGACAACUGGGGAACUACUGCGCAGUAUUGA
This is a messenger RNA of Fusarium coffeatum, 1407 nucleotides long. RefSeq lists its product as uncharacterized. The coding region runs from base 1 to 1407 and encodes 468 amino acids. Lineage: Eukaryota; Fungi; Ascomycota; Sordariomycetes; Hypocreales; Nectriaceae. Gene Ontology annotation, cellular component: membrane. The transcript has 2 exons. Gene Ontology annotation, biological process: dolichol-linked oligosaccharide biosynthetic process; protein N-linked glycosylation. Gene Ontology annotation, molecular function: UDP-N-acetylglucosamine-dolichyl-phosphate N-acetylglucosaminephosphotransferase activity. The record is from RefSeq and is a predicted model, not a curated record.